UUUCUGUUCUAAAGUUUCGUGCCAUCGUAUUUCUUGUUUCAAUUUUCAAAUUAUCGAAAUUUUAGAGAUCUACGAUUUAUUUUAUGGCACGCUGAUCACAUACCGAAAAAUAAACAAACUUUUUCUUCGAAGUAUACAUAUGAAUCAAGAAAUAGUUAUUAAAAAUGGAUGUGAAGAUAAAGAAAAGUUGUCCCAAUUGUAGUCAGUUCUAUCAGCUAAAAUCUCUCACUGCAGAACAACAUGGAAACAUACCUUUGUUUCUAUCAUGUGGUCAUUCCAUGUGUGAAAACUGUGUUAAAAACAUAGUUAAGUUUGCUGAGCCCAUACAAUGUAAAGUGUGCCAUAAAGAUACAGAAGUGAGCACAGCUGACUUAUCAUUGCUGGUAGAGAAUAAAAUUCCAUUGUGUCAGUUGUUUCCGGUAAAUUUUCAUAUGUUGGGUGAACUUACAUUGGAGAAGAUUCAGGAACAAGCUGAAAAUGAAGAAAAUCGAGACAAAAACUUCUAUAUUGAUGUAAAAUCUAUUUUGGAAAAUAUUACAAAAAGCGAAGGUAUGUGUAUGGAGUGCCAUAGUCCAACAUCAAAAAUGUGCCAACAAUGUGGAAUAAUUGUUUGUAACAAUUGCUUCACUAAGAGCCACAAGAAUUUCAUAAUUUUUAAAAACCAUAUUCUUACAAAUAUUGAAGCUAUUCAAGAUGAAGUUGUGUGUCCCACACAUAUUGGAAAGUCCUUGGAUUACUAUUGCAAGACUUGUGAAAAACCUGCCUGUAUGGAUUGUCUUAUGGUAGGCGGUGAAAAGUCUUGCAAAAAUCAUGAUGUUGUAUCUUCGCAAGAUGUGAAUCAAGAAUUAAUGGCUGAAAUACAAAAACUCACUCCUGAGGUUAAUGAGAAGCUCAAACGAUUUACUAAAACAGCAGUGGACAUAGGGAACAUUAUGACAAACUUGGAUAACAAUCCAAGUUCAGAAAUAUCAAGACUUUCCAAUGAGGUGGAACAAAACUAUUCCAUCCUAUUAGCAAAUGUACAAAAGCUGAAGGAUGAUAUAAUACACAAGCUAGAAAUCAUAAAGACAAAGAAAAUAAAAUCACUUAUAGACAGCAAAAAUGAGAUAUUUGAAAAUAUUAAAAAAGCUAAGCAAACUAUUGAUAGAAUUAAUUCUCUACAAGAAAAUAAGUUGGGCCAAGUAAAUUUAUCAAGUAUAUUGGAUCAAGCCAAGGAAAUAAUAAAUGAGCCAUGGUAUUUAAGAUAUGAUUCAUCGGAUGAUUUACUAAAGAUUAAAGUGAACACCGAAUUGUUUGAUUCAUUACAAAACUUCAUGAGUCUGGUUGAACCAGAAGGGCUGCCAACAUAUGAAUUACUGACUACUGAUCAACUUAAAGAAAAGCAAAUAGAAGUUCCUCCACCACCACAGUCAGUUGUAUAUCCCCCUGAGUUGGUUAAAGAUGUAAGACAAGUAAAGAAAAAAGUGGAAAAAGAAAAAGAUAAGACAUCUGACAAAACAGGAAUGCUAAUAAAAUCUGCACCAAAGUAUCACAAAUCAAGCAAAAGUGGUUCUUGUACCUCACUAAAUUCCAUAACUAGUGACUCUUCACAUAACAGUAGCUUCACGCAUACACAAAAAAAAUCAAAUAACUAUAACAAAACGAACUAUAACAAUAAUAUACAAUCCGGACCCUUUAUGCAGCCAUGUCAAAUGAAGCCGCUACAACCAGGUGAUCAGGACAUUGUCUACAUAACCCACAUAGUGGAUCCACACAACUUCUUCGUACAGAGGGCCUGCCAUCAGUCGCUCGUCGAGGAGCUACUCAGAGAAUUCCGGAAUGCCAGUACUAUGCCGAAGCCAGUACUCAACCAUGUCACUGAAGGAAAAAUCUAUUUAGUGUAUAUUAAAGCGGACAACUUGUGGCAAAGGUGCCGCAUUUUGAGCGUCGAUCGCAAGGACCCAAACAAGCCAAUCGUUCAAGUUUUCUGUUUCGACUUUGGCAGCAUUGAAAAUGUUUCCAUUGACAAAUUGCGAUUGAUUCCAAGUUUUAGACUACAAAAUCCGCCACCACUCGCAAUUAACUGCUCUUUAGAAAGCAUCCAACCCAUCACUGGAUCUUGGACCAGUGAUGAUGCCCUGCUCAUACAAAAUAUCAUAGAUAAGUCAGUAAAUCCACAUAGCUCAGCUGUGCGAAUCAUACGAAAUAGUAAGCAGGCGGUGCUAACGGCGCGUGCGGGCGCGGUGAGCGGGCGCGUGGCGUGCGAACUCUCAACCUUCGAACACGGCGUUAGCGUCGCGCACGCACUCGUGUUCCACGGCCGCGCGCGACUCACGACGGACGCUCAAUACCCCAAAAUAUUAGGAAUCAAGGACAAACCAAUGAUUUUUGAAAGCAACAACACUUUUCACCCUAAUUCAAAAGAAGAAGUUGUUAUAACACAUGUGGUCAGCCCUGACAAGUUUUUCGUGAGAAAGGGUCAUUUAGAAAAUGUUUACGAAAAAUUAUGUAACGACUUAAUUCAAGAAUACAACAUAAAUGACAACAAGGGAAUGAUUUAUCUGCCGGAAAAAGACCUGGUGUGUGCGGUGAGCGUAGAGGGCGGCGGGUGGGAGCGGGCGCGAGUGCUGGAGCUUCCGGGACGCGCGCGCGUGCGAGUGCAGCUGGUGGACACGGGCCGCGUCACGCUCGUGCACUGGACCGCGAUGCGCCGCCUGCCCGACAAGCGGUGCACGCUUCGAGCUCUAGCUACCGAGUGUCACCUAGCCGGUGUCACCCCGUUAAAUCAGAAAUGGAGCGAGGGAUCGGUAUUGGUGUUGCGCGCGCUUGAGGGGCGUACGCUGACGGCGCACGUGGAGGCGGGGCGAGGCCGCGCGGGCGGCUCGGUGGGCGUUACCCUCUACGACGAACAAGAUCCGGACGAUGUGGUGUGCGUCAACAAGCUGAUGAUACUGCGCAAGUACGCAGUCAGCUUCGGUAUAAAUAUGUUUAACACGGAGUCUGAAGUCGAAGAAUUAGUAAGAACCAACAAACCGACUUUGCAACAACCUAAGCCUACAGCGGUUAAAGAGAAGAAGUUGCAAAUACUUAAACGUAAUACACCACACUUUGACGAACCUGACAAUGAUAAAGACUUGGAGGCGAAAAACAAGGGUCCCUACAGGGUGGAGGUCAAGAUUUUGAACUAUCAGUCGCCCUCACGAUUCUACGUGGCUCUAAUCAGCCAACAGAAAGUGUUCGCAGAGCUCUACGAAAAGAUACAAACAUACUUUACCAAGAAACACACGCAGCCAAAGGACGAUUGGAAAGUUGGCGACAGAUGCUGCACGAUUUGCAACCAAUCGCAGACGUGGCGUCGCGCCGCCAUUUUAGAAAUAGAUGGCGGGACCGCCAAAGUGUUUUACUCUGACUUCGCCGUUGUCGAAAUAGUAGAUUUGUCGAGCUUGCGAGAAAUUCCUACCGAAUUGAAGAGCUGCGGGGAUGCCGCUAUAGAAUGCCAUCUGUCCGGUGUCAUUCCCGCCGUAGGGGCGGAGUGGCCGUCGCUUACCAAAGAAUACUUAAAAGAGUUACUCGACGCCUAUCCCCGAAUUUUUAUGACGAAGAAUGGAGUUUUCAAGGACAAAAGUAUACCAGUCGAGUUGUGGGUCUACCACACGACGCAAGGUGGCGCUCUCGAGCCGAAUGUGUCCGAGUGGAGGUGCUUGAAUAAGAAAAUCAUUGAACAAGGCCUAGGCAUCCCGGAUAAGACUCAGGAGCUGAGCACCAAUGCGUCCGAGGGAACCAACGAGGAAACGAUAUCGUUUCUUAACCUAACUGGAUCUCUAGAAGAUUGGCUGCAAAUUGAGCCCAUGCCUUUUAGGCCACUGAAAGCGGAAUCGGACAAAGCCAGCGGCACUGACUCGUCGACUCCCACUGAGCUGGACUCCAACAAGGACUAUUCCCAGGAUUCAAAUACCAUUUUCAUAUCAGAUUGGCUUCCAGCUGAACCGUUGCCUAACGAGGAAUUCUAUGGCGUGCCUACGAACGUGGAUCAUGAUGGUAUAAUAUACCUACAUGACGUCGCACAGGAGGAAACUUUGGAUCUCAUUCGCAAGGCGCUAGACGUCCGUUUUAAACAUCCAGACCCGAAAGCCAAGUUUGUGAAGUGGACUGUCGGCGAGCCGUGCAUAGCCUUGUACUACCUGGACAAUAAGUUCUACAGGGGACGGGUCCUAGAAGUGAACGAAGCGGCGGCGACCUGUCUAAUUCACUACAUAGACUAUGGUAACGAAGAGAUUUGCCCGUUCGUCAAUAUCAGAAAGAGUAUUGCUCUCUAUCAAAUACCGAUCCAAGCGCACAGGUGUGUUUUGGGCCGAAUCAGACCCGUCGCGAAGCACUGGGAUCGACAAACCCUAGAUUACAUUCACAAAUCUAUUGUGGAAAAACAGUGCUCCAUCGAAGUCCUCGGCGAACCGAUCGAUGGAGUCGCGCCGAUCAAUUUGAAAUACGACAAGCUGUGUAUUAAUGAGCACCUCGUAGACUUCGAAAUGGCCGAGUUCACCGACGGUACCAAAGCAAAAGUUCAAAAAUUCAUUCCUAGUGCCAAAAGUAAUAAAAUAAUGAACAUGUCAUUCGGAACGUCGGAUUCGGGCCCCGACUACAUCGUAGAACACGAUGACGAAACUCCCGACUCGCCGGCCAGUUUCGACAUGGAGCAAUUUGCAAACAAAAAUUGGAACGACAUUGUCGACGAGGAGGCCAAAACCUUCGAUGGACGAUUCGUUUCGUAUCCUCAAACCGAUUUGACCGAAUUCACUUGCGAAAUUAACAUCAUCAAUGACACCGAGCAGCUAGAGUUGAGCAUCGUACACGACGAUGGCACCAAAGAGUUAUAUGAGACUAUGUUUGAAGAAAUUCAACACGACAAUUCUCUGCCUAUUGAUGGUAUAUUCGAGAAUAAAGCGUGUUUGGCGUUAUUCGCCGAGGAUAAGCAGUGGUACCGAGCACUCAUCUUGCAGUAUAGUGAAACAAAAGGAAAAGUAAAAGUGAAAUAUAUUGACUAUGGCAACAUAGCUAUUAUUUCCGUAGCUGAUGUGAGAGAGAUAGACGAGGAGUACACUAAAUUGCCGCCGGCAACUGUUGCUGCCACUUUACAUGGCGUUAAAAUUAAUCCAGACAUUCCGAAAGAGACUAUUCUUGAUUGUUACUCUAAGAAAUUUUUGGAGCAGGGUCCGUUUAAGGCUAUCGUGAUAGAUAAUAAGACUAUACCCGAGGUAUUGUUACAAGAUGAAGAUGGUAAAUUAGUGUAUGAAGAUUUCUUCGGAAAUAUUUUUAUCAAGAUUGAUUAAAAGUUUAACGAAUAUUGUCUGUUACAAAUACUUUUUAUUGUUUAACUACUUUUUUGUUUUCUUAGCAUAAGAGCUUUUUAUUUUCAUUACAAUAAAACCAUAUGAUUUUA
This is a messenger RNA of Aricia agestis (brown argus), 5416 nucleotides long. It is a transcript of the gene qin, whose product is annotated as RING finger protein 17. NCBI's taxonomy places the organism in Eukaryota, Metazoa, Arthropoda, Insecta, Lepidoptera, Lycaenidae. Gene Ontology annotation, molecular function: zinc ion binding. The record is from RefSeq and is a predicted model, not a curated record. Bases 165 to 5306 code for a protein of 1713 amino acids. The transcript is spliced from 24 exons.